CUUUGGGUGUGAGGGAUGGCUACGAACUAUAAAUGGUCCAAAUAUCACACCGUGUACAGCUCUGAGGAUCUGCACAAGACAGAAUAUAACCAGAAGUCCAUUGACCGCCAUGAUGGUAGAGAAGAGACCAAUGUUCCACACAACGACAUCACGAGGCUCCUCACAGGCAGAGGCCCAUCUCUUUGGCUCAUACAGUGUGACUACAUUAUUCUCAUUUGGCUGUGGGAUGCCAGUCGUGCAGGGAGCUGUGCCACUUCAGAGAGUUCUCACCACAGAGAAAUGCCGUCCAAUGUAGAAAUAAAGGCGUGGCUGCGUGACCUGGACCACGUGACCAAGCGCGCGAGGGAGCUGAGUGGUUCUGAUGGGACGAUCAUCCGCCAGCAUGACACGUUCUUCCACACGCGGGAGGAGGGUCGCCUCAAACUCAGGGACCUCUUAAACGGAAGUGGGCAGCUGAUAUUCUAUGACAGACCAGAUAUGAGUGGCCCCAAACUGUCCAACUACUCCAUCAGUCCCACAAACGAUCCACAAGGCCUGAGUAGAGUACUGUCAGAUGCUUUAGGACAGGUGGGCCAGGUGAAAAAGGAGAGACGUCUGUAUAUGGUGGGGCAGACUCGAGUACAUGUGGACUCCGUGGAGGGUCUGGGAGACUUCAUGGAGCUUGAGGUAGUUAUGAGGGAAAACCAGAGCGCAGAAGAAGGAGUUGCCAUUGCCCACCAGUUGAUGCAGGAUUUGGGCAUGAAGAAGGAGGACCUGAUUGAUGGUGCAUACAUGGACCUCCUACUUGCAAAAGGUCUUCAGAAUGGAAAGUAAUACCUAUGGCAUGAAUUUCUGUUCAAUUGUGAAAAUAAAAUUCACUGAUUUUGUGCUGCUGUUUUUCUUUUUUUAUAAGGGUGAUACUGUACGGUAUGUUACCAACAUUAAAGAAAAUAAGAAAACUGUA
Molecule: messenger RNA, 943 nt
Organism: Neoarius graeffei (lesser salmon catfish)
Lineage: Eukaryota; Metazoa; Chordata; Actinopteri; Siluriformes; Ariidae
Exons: 7
Coding region: 16-813 (265 amino acids)
Source: RefSeq, a predicted model, not a curated record